This is a messenger RNA of Cladophialophora carrionii CBS 160.54, 738 nucleotides long. RefSeq lists its product as uncharacterized. Bases 1 to 738 code for a protein of 245 amino acids. The transcript is spliced from 3 exons. NCBI's taxonomy places the organism in Eukaryota, Fungi, Ascomycota, Eurotiomycetes, Chaetothyriales, Herpotrichiellaceae. The record is from RefSeq and is a predicted model, not a curated record.
AUGAAGCUGCUCAUAGUUGGCGGAACAGGAUUCGUCGCAACAGAACUAAUCCGACAGAGUCUAGCCAGCCGCGAAAUAACCUCCGUGGUAGCACUGGCGCGACGACCCGUCGAGGUGCCCCAGAAUCUAGGAGUCGAAGUAGACACAUCGAAGCUGAAGAGUGUGGUGAUCGAAGAUUUUACGAAAUACUCGGAAGAUGUGAAGGCUCAGCUGGACGGCGCGGACGCAUGUAUCUGGACACUCGCGGUCACGCCCAACAAGUCAAAGUCCCUGCCGUGGGAAGAGGUUGUCAAGGUGUGUCAUGACUACACCAUGACGGGACUCCAAGCCAUCGUUGAGGCGCGCGGCUCGGCCAAGUCAACACCCCUUCGCUUCUUGUAUAUGAGCGGGGAUUCGGCGGAACGCGAUCAGACGAAAACUCCCAGGCUCAUGGCCCAGUAUUGCUUGCUGCGGGGAGAAACCGAAAAUCAAGUCCUCGCGUUUGCGGCCUCUCAUCCCGGCCAGGUGGAAGUCACGGUCGCGAAGCCGGGACUCAUUCUGGAACCGGGCAACGUUCUCCAUUGGCUGAUGUCUUGGCUGUUGUGGGUUGUGGUUUCGGUGCCGAGUAUCACCGUGGUUGAGAUUGCGGCGGCGAUGUUGGACCAGGUGAUCAAUGGGUUCGAGAAGGAUCCGUUGAUGAAUGAGGAUCUCGUCAGGAUCGGGCAGAAGGCGUUGAGCGAGACCAAAACAUCAAGUUGA